AUGCGUCUGCCGCACUUGACCCACACAGCGCUGCGACUUAGAGAUAGGCAACAUCAUGUGGAACCUGGACCUUGGACGGGACCUAUAGCUGUAGAGGAACGUUAUGAAGGCGAACAAAAACUAUCAAGAUACGUACCGAAGCUGCCAGAGUUAGACGAGCGUGUGUUAAUUCUGUAUCAUUCUUCACUUAAACGUGCCUGGAAGCAGCAACGGAAACAGCCGGAGAUUAAUAAAACGAUGUCUUCGCUGAGUCGCUAUGGACAUGAAGCCAUUUACGCAGCUACUCUGAUCCAGAAGAUUGUGCGAGGUGUCGCGGCUCGCGAAGAGUGGCGAGCAUUUUAUUGUCUGCGGAAUCAGAGUGCGGCCGCGCGGAUUCAGUUUGCAUUUCGACGAGUACUAGUGUGCCGGAGGGUUCUUGCGCGCCUUACAAAGAAGAGAAGUGACCGAGCAACUCAAAUACAAGCUUGGUUUCGAGGGUAUCGAUGUCGAGAUCUGCUGCUACUUCAGUACAUUCGAGUCAUGAACCAGAGAAUCGCCAAUUUCCAGAAGUAUAUACGUGGUCGACGUCUAUGGCGUAUCGUGAUGGCUAUGCUGCAUAGGCGACGAUGUGAUGUGGCUACCGAGAUCCAACGCUGUCACCGAGGAUGGAAGGGAAGGCAACGAGCGGUUGCGAUCCGAUUUGAACAAAAUCGAUAUGUGCGGGCACUAAUCCGAGAGAGCAAAAUCCAUGCUCAAUGCGCAAGAUGUAGUGGCUGUCAGCUUGACAGUUGUACAGAGGAUUCACUGUUUGCAUGCUUCAUGGCACGUUAUGUGGGUCUUCACGACUUCAAAGGAGCAAAAACGCUUUGUGAAGACGGGUUGCGGCUCUUUCCGUCGUCAGCCAAGUUUGUAUUUUUCUAUGCUGUUCUUUUACAAGCCAUUUGUGAAGAAAUUGAGACUUUCAUGGUAUUCUUAAAACGAGCUAAGGAGAUCGGUAUCACCAACGAGCAACUAUCGGAGUGCGAGACCCAUUUCUUCCUGCCUGCACAUUUGCUGCGUCCCGAUGAUGCUCAGACGUUCCUAGAUUUGGCGAUUUUGUGUCAAUGCUGCGGCCAACUCCCUCGCGCAGAAGCAAAUUACGCGAAAGCGCUGGACCAAUUGCCUCAGGAGUAUGCCAUUCCUGGCUAUCUGCACCGCGUGAAUAUGGUGGACCGCCUACUACUUAACUAUCAUCGAUUCUGCUCGAUUUUCAAUUUCCGUCAAGUAAAUGUGCUACUGAAGGAAGUCUUCACUGCGAAAAAAGGCAAGAAGGUCCGUCUAAUGGUUUCGAAGCUCAAUCACUACACCGCAAUAACUCCGAUGGACAGCCCAACAACCUGUCGGAUAAAUGCUCUAUACUUGACGGACGAUGAAAUUUACUACCAAGACAUUGCUGGAUUAAAUGUCAAGCCAAGCGUUCUUGGACAGUUCUCAGAAGGGCGAUCGAAGCUACGACUAACCAGAACGAGUGCUGAGUUUCUCCUUAACACCUUAGUUUUUACGGUGAUGCUGAUACCCUAUAUACUAAAACUACGACAGCAACAUCGGAGCGGUAUGAUUUCUUCAAGAGCAGCUCUUGAUGUUCAGAGGGUGUAUCGUGGAUUUCGACUCCGAGCUGAGAUUCGACGGGAACGAUUUCUACAUGACAUUAGGCAGAAACAAGCAGAUGAAAUGUACCAUCGACUUCACAAAAGCUACGUCCUUCGAGAACUGAGACGAACUAGCGCUAUAGCAAUCCAGAAAAUAUACAAGGGAUGCGCGCUUCGAAAGCUACUUCAGCUCUGGAAAACCAAGGCAGGUCAAAUUCAGCGGGUUUUCCGGGGCUAUCGAGGCCGACUAAGAGCUGCAGCAUUCCGAGAUGGGACGUGUACAUUUUACAUGGCCCAACGAGUCUAUCAACGAGGAGUAAACAUCAGUGGGCAUCGAGUUAUGCUCGUUAUUGAUAAGUGUGGCUUCUCAUUUCGGCUAGAUGGCUACGAUUUGGCGUCGUGCGUCGCUUACAACGGAUUUUUGUCCCACUCGAGCUCAAUGAAUCUACUGUGUUAUCUGAACUGGACCUACGCUGAGACGCUAUGUGGACGCGAGUUUACUCGAAAGGGUGACAAGAUUACCAUCCGCAGCGUGUCGUCAGUCAAUCGCUUAACAGCUGAGUGUUUCGUUAUCUGCGUCGGAGGCACGUUAGCAGAGUUCACCGUGCCACUUGCAGACUGUAUCCAAGCUAUCAAUUUGCGAAAUUUCAGUGCUGGAGCCAAGGAAACACCCUUGUUAGCCAUGCCUAUGACUGUCGACGAUACUGCGCGGUUUGUUCAGGCCAUCGCGGGACGUGUGAUCUUGGUCCCAGCGCUUCGAAUGGCUACGCAAGACCUAAAAGCGAAGGCAUCAGCUGGCUUCACUAUUUCAGUUCAACCCCCGCCAGAAAUGCACUUCAUGUUCCAACGGAAGCCAAGCGUACGGAGUAAAAACUCUCAUACCAACACCUCAAGUUCGUCCGUGCUUCAGUUUGUAUACCCUGUCAUUGAUGGUCUUCGGGGUGUCAGCAUUGGCACAAAGCAGUUCCGCAAAAAAUGUACACGACACGCAGUUCAGUUCACUCGGUGCCGCUGUAUGCUGCCCAUUAUCUCUACGUCAGCACACGUUGAAGCGAUCAGUCGAGCUCUCGCACUAUCGUCGACAACUUCAGGAUCGCAGCACCAUGUACAAUGA
Phytophthora infestans T30-4 is the source of this 2721-nucleotide messenger RNA. RefSeq lists its product as uncharacterized. Gene Ontology annotation, molecular function: protein binding. NCBI's taxonomy places the organism in Eukaryota, Oomycota, Peronosporomycetes, Peronosporales, Peronosporaceae. The transcript is spliced from 6 exons. Bases 1 to 2721 code for a protein of 906 amino acids. The record is from RefSeq and is a predicted model, not a curated record.